UUUCAUCGACAUAGAUUUAUGUUAACAUGGUUUAACUGUUGUGCGUAGUUGUUGUUUUGUGAAAUAUAUAGCUAGCUUUUCCUGUAAAGACUCAGCAGUGCACGCAACACACGGUGAUUAUAAAACAAAGAUGAUAGCUAGGCCUACAUCUUAUUGCCUGGAUGCCCUUUGCCUGAUCAUGAUGAGUAUGGAAUCAUAUAUUUUUUCAGCUAAAUAACCAGAGAAGGAUGCCAAUGCUGCUAUGCUCAGCAACUAUGAGGUGUACCAGCUCCUGACAGAUCUGAAGGAACAGAGAAAGGACAGUGGGAAGAACAAACACAGCGCUGGACAACAGAACCUCAACACCAUCAUGUACGAGACGCUGAAGUACCUGUCUAAGACUCCGUGCAGCAGGCAGAACCCAGAGACGGUCAAGAACUUCCUUACCACCAUGGUGCCUCACAAACUCACUAAGGCUGAGAAGCUACAGCUACUGAACCACAGACCAGAGACUGCUGUAGAGAUCCAACUGAUGGUAGAGGAGAGUGAGGAGCGGUUAUCAGAGGAGCAGAUUGAGGAGCUCAUUCAGAAGGUCACAGACGUGCUCCCAGGCGACCCAGAACAAGAAGGCUCUACCCCCAGCAAUGAAGCAGAGAUGGAAGAGGGCAUUGACCAAUAGCCACGAGUCCUGAUGGAGCUUGUCUGUUACUGAGGGAGGGAGCCUGAGCUGAACAGGAGUCAAAAUGGUAUAAAGAAAACACUGGAAAUUCACUUUCAUGCUCCUUUGGGUGCUCUGGACUGGACAUGGAAGUAUGCAGAAUGGAAUACAGUCAGAUAUUACCAUUGACAGUAACAAGACUGUUCCCAUUCUUCUGUGCAUUACUAACCUACCUGUCUGCUUGGUUCAAUUUUAGCUCUUAGUCCUUCUGUGUUUACAGCACUGUUUCUUAACUAGUGUGUUCUGGAAUCCACUUGCACUUACAGAAGAUAGUGUUAGUGAUCUCCUGUACUACAUGCUUUCAUAUAGUUAGCAGAUUACAACGGGCUAAUGUGAAGCUCCAUUAACCAUUACAGGUUAGGUACUGUUUGUGGCGUAUCACAGAAUGUCCGACCAACCUUGGUGACACUUACUCAAUUUCCGACUUGGAAAACAACCAAUGUCUUCCUAAACGCCUAUGUCUAGUUGCACGGGGCUUUGUUUGAAUUUAGAAAAUGCUCUGUUAUUAAAUAAAUUCUUUGCUCCGUGAAGUAAUCCAAAAAUGUGUACGCCGCCAUCUUGUCUAUUUCAAGUCUUCUCACUCAUUGAUGGAGACAGGUGAGUGUCAUCAUGACAUGCAGCACUUUGUGGUGGAGACCUACCUCUCUUGAUCAAUGAGAGAAGAUUUUAAAUGGUUAAGAUGGCGACGUUCACAUUGUUGGAUUACUUCAUGGAGCAGAACUUUUAUUUAAUUGAAUAACCGAUUUUCUAAAUUUAAAUUAUGAACUGAUGGUUCGAGGCCUGAAUGCUGUGGUAUAUUACUAGGCAAGUCAGUUAAGAACAAAUUCUUAUUUUCAAUGACGGCCUAGGAACAGUGGGUUUAACUGCCUUGUUCAGGGGCAGAACGACAGAUUUGUACCUUGUCAGUUGGAGAUUCGAUCUAGCACCUUUCGGUUACUAGUCCAACGCUCUAACCACUAGGCUACGCUGCCGCCUCGACCAUAUACCAUGGGUAUGACAACGUUACAUUUUGACUGUUCUAAUUACGUUGGUAACCAGUUUAUCAUAGCAAUAAGACACCUCGUGGGUUUAUGGUAUAUGGGCUGUAUCCAGGCACUGCGUUGCGCAUAAGAACAGCCCUGAGCCAUGGUAUAUUGGCCAUAUACCUCACCCCCUCAUGCCUUAUUGCUUAAACAAACCCCUGCAACUAGACAUGGAUGUUUAUAAGACAUUGAUUGUCUUCCAAGUUGGGAAUUUUAGACGUAUCGAUAGUCUGGGUAAGGUUGGUUGAAAAUUCUCUGUUACACCAAACAGUACCUAUCAGCCAGCUGGAACAGAGUAAUGGUCUGACGAGGCAAUAUUUGUAAUAACUGGCUUUCAUAGUACAGUGAAUGGAACAUAGCUAGACAGUAGCACACGCUUGGUGUGUUCAGAGAGAACAGUCAGGGAUCACAGUUUUGACAGCACCCACACUGUCCUCUACAGAGCACUAUUGCUUUCAGAUGCCAUAAAAUGGGGUAGAAGGUAAACUUGUUUUGUAUUUUGUUUGACAUAACCAUACAUUGGAUAAAUAUACUUGUUUCUUUGUAAAUCCAUUUGCCUAAUAAAAUCAAAGGCAUACAGUA
Molecule: messenger RNA, 2301 nt
Organism: Oncorhynchus masou masou (cherry salmon)
Lineage: Eukaryota; Metazoa; Chordata; Actinopteri; Salmoniformes; Salmonidae
Gene: crcp
Product: calcitonin gene-related peptide-receptor component protein
Exons: 6
Coding region: 242-658 (138 amino acids)
Biological process (GO): transcription initiation at RNA polymerase III promoter
Cellular component (GO): RNA polymerase III complex
Molecular function (GO): nucleotide binding
Source: RefSeq, a predicted model, not a curated record